Molecule: messenger RNA, 2130 nt
Organism: Aegilops tauschii subsp. strangulata
Lineage: Eukaryota; Viridiplantae; Streptophyta; Magnoliopsida; Poales; Poaceae
Source: RefSeq, a predicted model, not a curated record
AUGGCGCGGGAGGACCGCGAGGCAUGGGGGCGCCUCGAGGCCAACGCCGCCCACGAGGCCUACAUGCAAGAGCUCCGCCGCCAGCACCAGGAGCUCGUGGAGGUGGAGUGGGUGAUCUUUGCUGGCGCGGAGGGCGGCGAGGUUAUGGUGCUCUCCUCCGAUGAUGAGGUCGAAGGUGGCGAGGACAGCGGCGCAGAGGGCGUCGAGCAAGACGAGAGACGCAUGAAGAAGCUUAGAAGUUCCCAGCAGCAAGUACACAAUCCAAAGCCUACGCCGGAUCUACCGGAUUAUCUAAUACCAAGACUAAAGAUGCGAUUCAAAGAUGUAGAGAAAGCAAGGGAAUUUUAUAACAGAUACGCCAGACACGCUGGUUUUGGAAUCAGGAAGACGAGGGGAAAUGACAACCACAAGUAUUUUGUUUGCGCCUUCCAAGGGAUACACACAUCUUCUGUUUCAGAGGCCAACAAGAAGCGAAACAAAACAUCGCAGAGGAUGGGCUGCAAUGCAAGAAUGAGGGUGAAGGUGCAGGAGGAUGACACAUGCGUGGUAGUGGACAUUGAGUACAAUCAUAAUCACCAGCUCAUGCAAACUGAUGACAUGCUGGUAUUUUUGCACUCACACAAGAAUUAUGACCCCACUAUUUUGGAGUACGUAAAGCUCCUGCAGUACCAUGAUGUCAAGCACACAACAAUCAUGUCCAUGCUAUCUGAAAAUGAAGAUGGAAGCUACUUCCUAAGCAUGACCGGGCGACACCUACUAAACCAGAAAGCCAUGAAUGCAAGGAAAGAUGAUUUGGAUGAUGUAUUGAAACUUGUUUCAUUCUUCAAAGACAUGAAGGCAAUAAAUGAUGAGUUUUUCUAUGACAUCCAAGUGGACAAGGACAAAAGUCAAUUAAAAACAUUUUCUGGUCCAAUGCAAGCUGCCGAGGAGCCUAUCAAGACUUUGUCAACGAUAUUUGCUGUUGCCCUGAUAAGAGACGAUGCAAAGUCAUUCAAGUGGUUGUUUGAUACAUUUGUACGACCAAUGCCCAUCGAUGGUGAAGCUAUACCACAAUCAUUUCCAAACACCGUCCACAAGCUAUGCCGUUGGCACAUCAUGAAGAAGUACAGGGAAUACCUCGCGUUGCUGUACAAAAAGUAUAAAACAUUCAAAGAGGAGUUCACAGCUAUAUUAAACUGGCCGCUGAUGCCAACGGAGUUUGAAGAUGCCUGGGCUCAACUCGUGCACAACUACAACCUGGAGAACGACCAGAUGAUGAAGCUCUGGAGUGAUAGGAAGAUGUGGAUUUCAGCAUAUUACAAGAACAUUUUCUGUGCUAGAAUGAAUUCCACACAACGAAGCGAGAGCAUGAACCACGUGCUAAAGAAAGGGUUUGUCAAGGGGACCCAGAACCUACACAAGUUUGCUAGGCGGGUCAAUGCUUGCAUACAAACUUGGAUGCAGAAGGAGAACGAGCAAACAAUGACCAACAUGACCAAUCAUGUGACAAAAACAACUUACGGCUACGAGGAAGACAUGUCUAUCAAGUACACGAGAGCCGUGUACACCGAGAUGAGGAAUAGGAUGAGAAAUGCCACGCUAUUUCGUGCAAAGCGUACAGUAGAGCCCACUAAGUACCUUGUGUACUACCACAACAAGCCUGGCCAUGAUGAUGAAGAAAUAUUUUCCUGGUCAAAGCAUGAAUUCCAGGUUGUAGCUGACCCAGAGAAUGAAAUAUACGAGUGUGAAUGCAAGCUAUGGACACACACAGGCCUGUUCUGCCUUCACAUCAUGAACAUACUGGACUACCUCAAGCCUGACAAAUUUCCAAACAAGUAUAUCCUCAAACAGUACACAAAGACUGCAAAAUCACAACCAACCUUUGAUACAAGGGACUACAACACAACCGCAUCGGAUGGCAGCUCAAGGCUAUCGAAGCAAGACAUCUUGCUGCAGCUGAAUUUGAUGAGGCUCGUGGAAGAGCUUGAUGCAAUACAUUCAGCAAAUCAAGUGGAUGCUGACGAAAGGAUGGCUGAAGAGGACGCUGAAAUUGAAGAUGACCUUCAUUAUUAUGCAGCUGAAAUGCUCAACGCCGCCGCUGAAGCCGACCAAUGCAAGCAGGGUGAUGGCCAAUCAAUGGAGCAGCGAUAG